Racocetra persica is the source of this 360-nucleotide messenger RNA. The record is from the annotation of a GenBank genome assembly. NCBI's taxonomy places the organism in Eukaryota, Fungi, Glomeromycota, Glomeromycetes, Diversisporales, Gigasporaceae.
AUGGCCCUCUCACUUUUCUUAUGUGUUGACAAUCACAGGUCUUCCCGACUAGUUGGAUGUGCGCUUAUGAACAAUGAGUUAGCAAAUUCGUAUCAGUGGGUUUUACGUCAGACAAAACAGGCCACUGGAGGCUAUGUACCUGCUGUUAUUAUAACCGAUGCUGAUCCGGCUUUGGAUCUUGCAAUCUUUGAGGAGUAUGAACAAUCUUAUGCCAUGCAUUGUAUAUUCCAUAUAUCACAAAACCUUUCUCGAAAUCUCGAGGCUAAGUUGGGUCAACAGUAUCAGGAAAAUUCUCUUGUUCCGGAAGUUUUUGAACAAAAAUGGAAACAGUUAAUUAAGAAAUAUAAUGAGCCUAGAGUU